This is a messenger RNA of Hyaloscypha bicolor E, 1701 nucleotides long. RefSeq names its product glycoside hydrolase family 35 protein. The transcript has 2 exons. NCBI's taxonomy places the organism in Eukaryota, Fungi, Ascomycota, Leotiomycetes, Helotiales, Hyaloscyphaceae. The coding region runs from base 1 to 1701 and encodes 566 amino acids. Gene Ontology annotation, molecular function: beta-galactosidase activity. Gene Ontology annotation, biological process: carbohydrate metabolic process. Gene Ontology annotation, cellular component: beta-galactosidase complex. The record is from RefSeq and is a predicted model, not a curated record.
AUGGCUUCAGAAAAUAAAUCAAUUCCUCGCCUCGAGAAGACUGCAAACUCGCAGCAGCUCAUCGUCAAUGGAAAGCCUUUUCUCAUCCUUGGGGCUGAGUUGCAAAACUCCUCCAUGACUUCGGCAGCAUACAUGGACACUGUGUGGCAGAAGCUAGUUGAUACCAAUAUCAACACUGUCCUUGGUUGCGUGACUUGGGAGGAUAUCGAGCCUACCGAAGGUCACUUUGAUUUCACUGAACUUGAUCAGGUUAUACUUGGUGCGCGGAAGCAUGGACUACAUCUCGUCCUGCUCUGGUUUGGAUCAUUCAAAAAUGGUAUUUCAACAUAUGCUCCUUCGUGGAUCAAGAAGGAUGUGAAGCGCUUCCCUAGAGCUCAUCUUCGCAAAGCCGGCGGUCUUUUAGAGACUUGCGACGUUGUAUCCAUCUUCCACGAAGAAGUUCUCAAAGCAGAUAUCAAAGCAUUCUCUGCCUUGAUGCGUCACGUUAAAGAGGCUGAUGAAGCUUAUUCCACGGUCAUUAUGGUGCAAGUCGAGAAUGAAAUCGGACUGCUCGGCGACUCGAGAGACGGUAGCUCAACUGCCAACAGGCGUUUCUCGGAACCUGUCCCUACCCCUUUCAUUCAGCAUCUAUCAACUAAAUGGGACACGCUGCAUGCCGAUCUCAAACGGAAUCUCCAGGUGUUUAAGACUCUUGCAAAGAGUUCUGGCUCCUGGGAAGUCGUGUUUGGCAAGAGUCAACAGACAGAUGAGCUCUUCAUGGCCUAUCAUUACGCGAUCUAUGUGGAAAAAGUAGCUGCCGCUGGGAAGAAAGAGUAUGCUCUCCCUCUUUACACGAACGUGUGGCAAAACUACGUCGGUGACGAUGGGGAUAAUGCUUUCCCCGUCGUCGCCGGAGGUGGUGGUGCACCGGGAGACUAUCCAUCUGGCGGCGGAGUCAGCAACGUCCUUGAUAUCUGGAGAGCAUUUGCUCCAUCACUCGAUUUCAUCGCCCCAGACAUCUAUCUUAACGACUACAGCUCAUCUUGUGUCAAAUAUCGCCACUUGGAUCAACCGCUCUUUAUCCCGGAACAACGACGAGACGAAUACGGCGCUCGCAGAAUCUGGAAGGCUUUUGGGAGCUACCAGGCAAUCGGUACCUCCCCAUUCGGCAUCGAUACCUUGAAACCAGAGACCAAUCCAUUUGCCAGGCAUUACGGACUUCUAGCUAGCGUCAAGAACAUCGUUCUCGAAGCUCACAGAAACCCGGGCUCCUCAGUCGGUUUCUUCUUCGACGAACUCCUCGAAGACGGACGUGACCCUUCUCCAUCGACCAUUGCCCGCUUCGGCGACUUCGAAGUCACAAUCGAGCGUUCCUUCGUCUUCGGCAAACCCGGUGCAGGUUCUGGGAUGCUGAUCCACCUCGGUGACGCCAAAUUCUUGCUGAUCGGAUGGGGCUUCCAAGCCCUAUUCAAAAAUCUAUCACCAAAGUCGACAUUUACAGGUAUCUUGAGCUUCACAGAGAAGAUCGUUGAUCCUGAGACAGGUAAGUUGACAACGGGGAGGAGGCUGAAUGGUGAUGAGACGCGUAGUGGGAAAUUCUGUAUCAUGCCGGAUGAGGAGCCGGAUUAUGGCGGCUUUCCGAUUUGUGUUACGAUUCCGGCGAGGACGAUGGUUGCGGAGAUUGAGGUGUACUCGUUGGAGGAGGAUAGUGGUGAUUUGUGA